AUAUUUUAAAGUAAUGUAUGUAAUUGUAAACGAAAUUUGUGACAAAUAUGUAACACAAAAUGUUUUAAAUAAACUGUUCAAAAAAUUCGUUGCGAUUUCUACCACACGGUGCGCUGGGUGAAACAGUAAACAUCUUUCAUUAGAACGGCUCCUCUGUAGACACUCUGUUUUAUGGAGAAAAUGUGUAGGAUAUUACUAUGUAUGUAUACACACUUAAGCAUACCUCUGCAUAACCGCACGAUACAGCCGUCAGAAAUAAAAAAUCUUUGCCGUCUGUUAAUAAACAAACAAAGCAACAAAAUUCACGAUACUGUUGUAUUAACAAACGAAUGGUAUAAUGGGCAAAUCUCGUAAUGGAAAAGCUGCUGCGAUAUGCACAGCAGUAGCAUUUGUUGCAAUAGUGAUUGCAUUUACCACACCCAAUUGGCUUGAAACUGACGGCAAAUUGGAAAAUCCAAAGUUUAUUAAAAUUGGUUUAUGGCAAGUAUGUUUCCAUGGAUUUGAACAUCCCCAUCACUUGUACGACACAAAAUUUUACGGCUGUUGGUGGGUGUUCGAAGAAGAGUACUAUAUAAUUCAUGAUAUUCUUCUACCACCCUUUUUUGUGGCAACACAGUUUUUCUUCACGUUGUGUCUAACUUUAUUAUUGAUAGGAAGUUUUCUAACAACAUUGUAUGCAUGUUGUUCACGUCAUCACCACAAAUAUCAGUUGCUAUUAUGGACAAUUGGUGGGAAUUUAUUGUUCGGUGGAAUAUGCGGUAUCAUAUCUGUUAUUAUAUUUGGUGCUCGCGGGGAUGGGAGAGAUUGGAUGCCCAACUGGGAACAUAACGAGAUCAGUUGGUCUUAUGCAUUUGCUGUGAUUGGCAGCUUUAUCUUGGUUCUUGCUGGUAUCCUAUUCUUAAUCGAGGGACGUAGACACAGGAAGAAACAAGAGAGAAUUCUGAAUGAAGAACAAAAGACACAUACAACCAUCUAAUUGCAGUCUUUGCGGAAUAAAAACAUGAAUCUCUUUUAAAUUAUUUAAAGCAAUGGAAAAAACACAACUCUGUUGUUUUCAGACACAGUUUAUGUGAAAUUAUUUCUAGUAAGCUUAGUGCAAAUUUUAUAAAGACUAUUAUAUAUUUUUACAUUCAUACUCGUUAUGUUGAUAAGUAUUAUGUCCACUGCAUGCAAAUGUUCAUGUUGCCUUAUGUAUGCAGUAAUUAUAUCAAUAUUAGGGCAGUCUGAAGUUGAAAAAGAUAUUUUGUAUAUCCUUGUAACUUGUAACACAAGUAAAUUAUGCAUUUACUACUUGUUUUUGUAGAAUAACGCUACAAGUCCGUCCAUAGAAAUAAGGAAUCUUAUGCAAAGAGACUAAGAGUCUGUAAAUAGUAAUGAUAUUAAACAUAUAAUUGAAACCAUAGUAUGGUCUAAAUCCAAAUAAAUAUUGUAUAUUUGUUGUAACCUUUUAUAUCAGAAAAGUGUAUAAGAAGUUGAAACAAUAAAAGAAUUUGUUUUAAA
Megalopta genalis is the source of this 1500-nucleotide messenger RNA. RefSeq lists its product as uncharacterized. The record is from RefSeq and is a predicted model, not a curated record. Gene Ontology annotation, biological process: septate junction assembly; regulation of tube size, open tracheal system. NCBI's taxonomy places the organism in Eukaryota, Metazoa, Arthropoda, Insecta, Hymenoptera, Halictidae. Gene Ontology annotation, cellular component: septate junction; membrane.